AUGCUCGGCCUCCGGCGCCUCCUCGCUGUCUCCGGCCGCCACACGCCGGAGGUCACCUCCGCCUCUGCGGCCUCCUCCCACAGCGCCGUCUUCUUUCGCGCCCUCCAAAUCCUCGCCCAGCCGGGGCCCGUCCGCCUCCAGAAGCUCUCGGCUCCGGACACCGGGAUCGUGGAGCUGAGGUUGGAGCGGCCGGAGGCCAAGAACGCCAUAGGGAAGGAGAUGCUCCAGGGGCUGCGGAGCGCGAUCCAGGAGGUGGAGGCCGACACGGCUGCAAACGUCGUCUUGGUGGCGAGCUCGGUGCCCAAGGUUUUCUGCGCGGGCGCCGAUCUCAAGGAAAGGAGAUUGAUGGGCCCUACUGAAGUUCGGGACUUCGUUAAUUCCUUAAGGUCUACAUUUUCAUCCUUUGAGGCACUGUCUAUUCCUACAAUUGCUGUUGUCGAAGGGGUUGCUUUCGGUGGCGGGUUAGAAUUGGCUCUGUCAUGUGAUCUUCGCAUAUGUGGCGAGGAUGCAAAAUUCAGUUUGCCAGAGACUGGCCUUGCUAUUAUUCCAGGUGCUGGAGGAACACAGCGCCUUCCUAGGAUUGUUGGAAGGUCAAGAGCAAAGGAACUAAUAUUCACUGGUCGCAGAUUUGAUGCAGUGGAAGCUGUAACUAUGGGAGUUGUAAACUACUGUGUUCCUGCCGGCGAGGCUUAUCAAAAGGCUCUUGAACUUGCGCGGGAGAUAAACCAGAAAGGCCCGGUAGCGGUAAAAAUGGCUAAGAAGGCCAUCAAUCAAGGGGCAGAGGUAGACAUGCCCUCGGCAUUGGCUGUUGAAGAAGAAUGCUACGAGCAAGUCUUGCACACUCAGGAUCGUCUUGAAGGUCUAGCAGCAUUUGCCGAGAAAAGAAAGCCUGUAUAUAAAGGGAAGUAG
This is a messenger RNA of Miscanthus lutarioriparius, 909 nucleotides long. The record is from the annotation of a GenBank genome assembly. Lineage: Eukaryota; Viridiplantae; Streptophyta; Magnoliopsida; Poales; Poaceae.